AUUGUAAGCCAAGUCACUGGUAGGUGCCCCAGUGCUCUACAAACCAACAAAUGUGCUUACGUGUACUAUGUUUAUUUUCUUGUAUUAGUGGUAUUAUAUGUGGGUAGAGGUGCUGCAGAAGCAGCUUUGGCUGUGAGAGCCAACCAGAGGAAAGAUUUGAAUGUUUUGAGCAACUGGCAUCACUGUGAGUCUUACUACAGAAGAUGGGUACAAAGUGUGGGCCAGCCUAAAGGUGUGUUUUGUCAAUAAAAAGUUCAAGGAGGUUUUUUUUUGUUUGGUCAGUUUUUUUGUUUUAUGUAUACAUGGCAUCUCAGCCUGUAAAUCUUUUGGUCACUGUGAUUGCAUAUGCCUUCAGAGUUGUUACUUGUCAAGAGCAUUUCUGGCAGUCGAGGGCUUUGAAUUGCUAUGGAAGUAUGAAGUUAAAUAUCACAUAUUUGUUUACAAUGUGGAUGUGCCUUUCUGAAUAUUUGUGCUGUAGACAUGUCUACCCUGUAGUUCCUAUAAGGAUCUGAAAAAAAAUGCAGUCUGACUUCAUGAGAUAGACAGUACAACGAUGUUUAUUAUCUCUUAUAUUUUGCCUGACACCUCAGCCAAGUAAGUCAAACAGUUAAGUGGAAAGCAAUUAACCUCUUCACCUUCCUUAUCUUCUGCAGCUAAGUAAUCCUCGUCUUAUUCACUGCUUCACAACAUUUCCAUCUUCAGUAUACUAAGACAAUUAAGCAAAAUCACAGCAGAAGUAAGACCUUUAGCAGUGGCUUCAUGACAUUUGUGAAAUGAAUGGAUGGGAACACAGACAGUCUCCUAUCAUUUGGAGAGAACUGUUGGACCGUGGAGGGAAAGGUCAGCUUCUGGGAGGACUUAAAGAUUUUCUGGAAUAUGCUCAGCAAUAUUAUGGCAUCACUUCUAUGAUGUUGAGUAAAGAAAUGUUAGACAUUGCUGAGGAGAACCUACAGGCUCAUCUUGAAAUUGUAAAAGAGGAUGAAGAGAUUAAAAGUCUUAUCAAGCCCAUGCAGAUCUGGAUCACCAGUGCAUCAACUCCAAUCUGUUAUCAACUGAUCCCUCUGUUGGCAAAUGGAGAAGUGUUUGGGAUGACCACAGAAAUCAGUAUCCAUUUGCUUGACACUGGCCAGUUUAAGGAAGUUCUUUGCAGUAUUGUAAUGGAAGCUGAAGACAUGGCGUUCCCACUUCUCCGCAGUAUUUUGGAGCACACUGAAAUAGAUGAGGCUUUUAUUGAAGCUGAUGUUAUUAUUAUUCUUGAUGAUGUCCUCUUAAACCUUGAAGUCCAGUCCCUUGAGAACUACAUCAGAGAAGUGAGUGAGAUAUGUCAAAUGUACGCUCCCUUGAUUGAGAAGAAUGCCAAGAGUGAGGUCAGAGUAAUUUCAUCAGGAAAAACCUUUGCAAAUCUUAAGGCGACGCUGAUUAUGACGUACGGCCCAUCCAUUAAGCCUGAAAAUAUCAUUGCUGUUGCAACAUCCUGGGAAAGUGCAGCUAAAGCCACGCUGGCCAGGAAGCUGAAUAUGAGCACAGCAGGAGUUAAAGACGUGAUUGUUUGGGGCAAUAUUACUGGCUCUAACUACAUUGAUUUGUCACAUGCAAAACUUUAUGGAUAUGACUCUGCUAUUUGGGGCCCAGCUAAUUUUCAACGUCCUUUGUUGAAUAUGAUUUAUGAUAGGGAAUGGAUCCAUUCAGAAUUUCUAUCUGCACAGGGUUCACUGCGUUCCCGAGUUGGUCGUUGCACAGGAAUGUUACCUGCUCAUGCAGUAACCACUGUACUGCAGUACUGGUAUCACGGCUCUCCUCCUGGGGAGAUUGUUUCUGUGGGAGUACUUAGUGAAGGUCAGUUUUGCGUUCCUGAAGGAAUUAUCUUCUCUAUGCCAGUGAGCUUCCAGAAUGGUAACUGGGAAGUCAUAAAAGAAUUAGAAAUUGAUGGAACGACACAAAAAGUUCUGGGACGCUUAGCCCACGAGCUAAUUCAGGAAAAGCUUGUUGCACUAAAGGAAAUAAAAGAAAUACAUCCAUAUGGAGAAGGCUAAGACCCCCACAUCUUUUCCCAAGUUUUUCUGUGCUGCUUUUCCUACCUAAUUUGCUUUUCAAGUUGUCUGUCCUCAUUCAUCAAAAUAAGAGUAGAUGAAUUUAAAAGUGUGUUUUAGUUCUGUUUUUUCACUUUUCCCCUAUUCUCAGGUUCUGAAAUCCCUGCGCUUUUCCAAUGUUAUAGCGAUUUCUUUCUACUUUUAAGUCAUACAGACCUUUUUUCUAGUUAGUUUUCUUUCUCCCUUCCUUCAAAUUCUUUCCAGUACUUUUAUAUCAGCACUUACCAUACUAUGAGCUGUUCUUCUCCACUAAGGGCAGGCUGAAGAAUGGGAAAACUGUUUGGAGCUUGAUGCCCAGAGCCUGUAGCGAGCACAUAAGCCUUUUGGUUAUCCAUGCUUUUUUCUUGGGAAAGAACUACAGACACAAUAAAAUAUUCUUGAUAAUA
Molecule: messenger RNA, 2476 nt
Organism: Neopelma chrysocephalum (saffron-crested tyrant-manakin)
Lineage: Eukaryota; Metazoa; Chordata; Aves; Passeriformes; Pipridae
Gene: MDH1B
Product: malate dehydrogenase 1B
Exons: 8
Coding region: 774-2033 (419 amino acids)
Biological process (GO): tricarboxylic acid cycle; malate metabolic process; oxaloacetate metabolic process
Molecular function (GO): L-malate dehydrogenase (NAD+) activity
Source: RefSeq, a predicted model, not a curated record